UCACAAGUUUGAUGUUUCGCUUCUAAAUGAAUUGUGCGUGUCCGAGUGUUUCCCGCCUUAUCUCAGUGGCAGUGGGGAUUCAGCCCAAAGGUGGGCUCGAUAUCCACCUGUAUGGUACGUCUUACUCACAGUCCACAGACUGUUGGCCUUUUCAUGCUGUUUUACUUCAUGUGCUCUGUCUAUUUAUUUGAAGCUUCUGUGAGGAUCAAUGUUGCACUUGUUCCACACCUCCAAACUUCAGCCUUCAGCCUGGCUGUAUUUUCUGCCUCCAGUAACUCCAGACACGUUCACUGACUGCGUUAAUGAGCUGUAUGUUUUUCUGGCAGGUGCACCCAUCAUCCCUCGCUUUACUUUUAGGCUCCUUCUGCUUAGAAACCUGUGCCGUAUGGAGAACAAAGCGCAGUGACUGUGCAGCAUUUCAUUUUGAAACCGAGUGUACUGGGCGUCCUGUCCUUUUGAAAUCAGUCAGGCUAAAAGUUCUGAGUUAUCAUGAGGUGUCAUGUAAACAAACCCUAAGCUAGGUGUGUCCUCCUCCUCCUACUCCUCCUCCUCCGCAGUUGUUCACAGCCGAACCACCACGGUUGCUGUGGUCUCGCCAAGUCCUGACAUGGUUUGCUGCGUCCAACCUGAGGCCCACGGCAAAUGAGGGCAGGAUCGGUCCGCAGAUGGACUCCAGGGUGGACGCAAUGCUGCAGGCGGGGCUAGUGGCAGGGAGUGCUCUGCUGCUAGUUCUCGAAAGUGCGUCGGCCCAAGAAACCAGCACAGUGCCUAGCUUAACUAAUACCACUACAACCCCCACGCUUCCAGGACCUGACAUUGUGGCGAUUGUGGUGCCAAUCGUGGUGGUCUUGGUUGUGCUAGUGGUGGUAGGGGUAUUGGUCUUUCUCUUCUGUGUGGUGAAAAAGAAGAGGCAGACGGAAGGAACCUACAGACCAAGUGCUGAGGAGCAGACGGGAGCACGGAGCGUGGAGGCGCCUAACGCUCUCAAAUUGCCGAAGGAGGAGAGACUCAUCUGACACUGUAGAGCACAGUGUGCCAAUACAGCCUGCUUUCAGUCCGAGGAUAUGAUGUCGCCUGGCCCUCGCACACCGUUAAGAUGGUUCUCUUCAAGUUCUCUUCUUAACGCAGUAGUUUAGUGAAAAAUCGAUGGUACUCAAUUCUCACCUCACUACAAAUGUAGUCGAUCAACCAAGACAAAGUUUGGUGUCUGAAGUUUGCUUCUUUAGUCCCGUGGAUAAUGUAGAACUUGAAGUAUUUGUCAGAACCUGACAGACAAGAUGUAACUUUUAGCAGGUUUUACCCUGCAUUUCCUCCUGCUUUAGAUUCCUUUUCCCUACUUUCAUUACCUUAAAACAAUUUUUAAUCUGGAAUGCCGGAUUUGCUCACUUGUGUUGUUGACAGAAUUUAGCUUGUGAGCAAAUGGAUACCCAAGUAGUAAAACAACAAAUUGAUUAAGAGUACACAGGUCAGUGCGGCCAAAAGAUAUUUAUAUAUGUUCAAUAUAUUCUAUCUAAUAUGUUCUAUAUUUAGAAAUAGAGUUUAAGCAGGUGAAACGAGUUGCUAUAUCAGCACUGCACAGCAUGAGAACAGUGCAGUAUGGAAUGUUUACCAGACUAAAAACAUUUAUUUACUGGUCUAGUGAUGGCUGUUGUUGUUGCUACAUGGUAAUUUGACAAUAGUUUAACCACUAUCAUUAGAAAUACCAGGUUUUAUUUGGCAUUUUAGAUAAUGAUGGGCCAGUUCAGGUGAUUUUUUAGACAGGAUUUUGUUGAGCUCGGGUCAGUUUUGGACCCAAAACUUAAUAAUGUAGGCAGAAAAAUCUCAGGCUAUGUUUGGGAUUGGACCAAAAUUUUGGGCUUGAUUAAAGCUGUGCACCAAGGGUUCCCAACCUUCCCGACCACAAAAGCUUCUGUGACCCACUAAACCAGCCUGAUCAUUUCAAAUACAGUCAAAAUCAUUAUCAAAUUUCAUGUGACUGUGUAAUCACGAUAACAACCGUAUUAUCAAUCUGAAAACAAAACGUUUGUAGCCACUUACUCAUCAUGUUCUAUACAAAAAAAGAGAAAUGUUUGACUUGCAUUCAAAUAUAAAACAUAACUAGCUAUCUAUUGAACUCAUUUUCAUCUAAAUAUGUUUAAUUAUCACAAGAAUAUUUUCAAAUAUGGGCAGCCCCCUCGGGGUACAUUGGGUUUAAAACCACUCCUCUAGGCUAAUGUAGCUAACAAGCAAUGAAAACCUAUACUCCCCAGUUAGCACUGUGCUAAAUCACACACUUGCCUUAACCGUGUCAAAUUGUAAUCUCAAACAGGCUUAUUAUACUAUGACUUUGUGAUGUAUCGUUAUCUUUAAUGACCUAAAAUACAUUGCACAGCUUAAACAGUGGUAGCUACAAUAUUAAAGUCUGUACUUUUUGUAUCAGAAUCAGAAUCAAGCUUUAUUGGCCAGGUAUGCUACGCAUACAAGGAAUUUGGUUUUGGUUACAGGAGCUCACAGAGCACAGUAUCAGACAGACAUUCACAUGUAGGGAAUAAGAUAUUUUAUAUUUUAUAACAAGAUAAAAUAAAACCUGCAUUCCUACCAUCACUCACACACACCGUGUAUAAUUACUUCACUACAAUAGCCUUGUAGCUCUAGUGCAAAACUAAAGAAGUAAACUUGAGGUACCAAACAUGUUUUGGCUCAUCAGCUACAUGUGAAACAAAGGCAGAAUUGUGGAAACCUGAUUUUUUGCUGAAUGAAUUUACUUUUGAAUGAAUCAUAUAACGACACGGGUGUGCCUGAAAGAAGUUGAUGGCUAGAAGUGACACAACACUGAAAGCACAUGGCUCCACUCUGGAUGAACUAAACCACACCUUAACACCCCUCCUACAGCUUUACUCUGAAAACACACCAUCAGACUCUCCAUGAAACACUGAACAGACCUUAGCUGCAGCAAGGCACGAUUCUGCCUAAGCGGUUAACUGUCCUGCUCUGAACAGAAAAAGACCAAAUCUACCCAUGAAGCAGAGGGUAAGAUGGCUUUUAUAAGUGCAUUGGAGCGGUAUUACCCUCGACAACCUGAGACACUUUUGAGUGUGUUGUUCUUAAGGUACACUGUCUUUAUAUUUCUGUUAAAAGUCUUGAUUGAGAUUUGUCUUGCCUGCUGCUGAAUGAGUUGUAAUUCAAAUUCUAUUUUUUUAUAUAUAGUGUUAAACCGUUGUAUGAUUUCAUGAUUAUCAAAAUGCCCUUAUACUAUGGGAAAGUUUUUAUAGCUAGGUUAGUGUUGUUGAUGCUGGAACCACUAUCGUCGGAGAUGAUCUGAACAGCUUUAUAUUUACCAGGAGUGAUUAUUUACCUCAGUUUUUAUCCAUGGAAUGAGUGCAACACUGAUCAUGCUGACACUCCUGCAGUAAUGACCUGCAUCUAGGCCUCACACCUCACUAAUCAAACACAUAAUGAAUAUACUUGAAUUAUUUCCUUAGCACUAACUUCUGGUUUAAAAUUGCGAUGAUUUUAUUAUUUAAUCCCCAUCAGUGACCUCAAUGUGCAGCCAUGAUCAAUGUGUGUACUGUACAGUCAGCAUUUGGACAAGCAGUCGGAUCAAAUAUUUCCAUCAUUUUCAGUCUUUUCUUUUAUGUCUAAACGAUUGAACCACAGUUGUGCACAGACACCGGAGGCAUUUCAAAAAGGUACACUUGAUUGCUUGUCUAAACUGAUGAAUCUGGAAUCUGGAGAAAGAGGAAAAAUAACUGAAUCCUGCUGUUUAAACAUAGCAAAGGACAUAUCAUGUUGAAGAACUCUGUUCUACAGCUUUGUACACUGUUACUAAAAAACGCUAUUAAAUUAAUAAUGCAGUGAAUUGUAUUGUCGGUGCAUUUCAAACCCAAA
Molecule: messenger RNA, 3867 nt
Organism: Pygocentrus nattereri (red-bellied piranha)
Lineage: Eukaryota; Metazoa; Chordata; Actinopteri; Characiformes; Serrasalmidae
Gene: crb3a
Product: crumbs homolog 3a
Exons: 3
Coding region: 666-1016 (116 amino acids)
Source: RefSeq, a predicted model, not a curated record